Molecule: messenger RNA, 1033 nt
Organism: Notodromas monacha
Lineage: Eukaryota; Metazoa; Arthropoda; Ostracoda; Podocopida; Cyprididae
Source: the annotation of a GenBank genome assembly
UUCUUUUUAAUUUUAGUUUACUUCGUGUACUUUGUAAUAUUUUUUCUGAUGUUGUCCACAGAUCAGUAUUUCUUCCACAAAUGGACGAGGGGAAAGUCUUCCACAUCUUGCGCAUACAGAAAAUUGCUCUGAAAUUCAGGUUCUACUGCAACGACUGGAUCUGCCAUCGAUGACAAAUUAUUCUCGCUUUGCAUUUCCCGUCAAAAUUGUGAGCAGUGAUAAUUCGAGGGCAAAUAAUGAUGGAUUCUUCCAAGAUGAUCAUGCAUCGUUGGAUGAUGAAUUUUCACCUGGAGUUUUUGAGUUGCUAAAAGUGAUGUCUUCGAACAUCAUGAAGAGCUUGCCGGGCAGUUUUCUGAUUUGGCGCCCAAUCGCCUACUUGACUAAUGCCAGAGACUUCAACGACGCCACUGCGGUGAAAGUGAGUCAGCUGAAAGACGUGGACUCCAUGGGUUCCCAUGAUCUGGAUUCAGUACUUGGAGCAGUAUUCGGCAAUCGGACACUUGCCGUUAAAAUGCAGGCGAUGAAUGUCUCAUUCGGCUUGCCCGAAGAUGGGUUUUUCUUCGGGACCAACUAUACGGUUUGGAACCUGGUUGUUGGUCUCGGACUCCCACCGAAGGAUAAUUUUUCGCCUCUCAUUAUAUCCGCAAUUAUUGUCGUGGUCACCGCGCCCAUUGCAAUUGGGAUUAGCGGCGUCGUGUGCCUUGCCGUGAAGAGAAUAUCCGGGCGGAUGCGUCCUGAAACGAGCGUGAUACGUUCAUAAUUUUUUUUUUAUAUAUUUCGUGGUACAAUUCAAGCGUGAAUGCGCGGCUAUCUGUGAUUUACUUGCUGCGAACAUGCGUAUGUUCCUAUGCGUUGUAUUUUCGCUAUUACUGUAUUGGGAGUGUGGAAAAAGGAUUUAUGAUCAUGGAAAUUAUUCUAUGUUUUAUUAACAAGUGUGGGUUUCACGGAUCGCAUCAAAUGCCACUUCGCCUGAAAAAAAUCAAUUGACUCCAGGAAAAAACCUCGAGUCACAAUAAAAAGGGAAAAACACAGA